AUGCCCACUCAGGAGAUAGUGGGGUUUCAGCUUCAGGAACCAGGGCAAACGGCUGGGAAAUCCAACUACCUUUCUCUAGGAGGCAAAGGGAGUCAUUACCUCUUCCUCGAGCAACAGAUAGCGGGGCGAACUUUCCACCUUCCAACACUAAAUCUCAUUUUUGUACAGUUGCUUUCCAGGCAUGCCCAUCUACAAAAAUAUUUACCGGUGAGCGCCGUUGGAGCAGUGAUUUCAACAUCUGCUAAAUGCUGUCAGAGUAAAUAUUUAAGAAGGGUCACCCAUCAGUGUGGCAAAUGCUUUUCUACCAAAAUAGUUCUAGGAAUAGAAACCAGUUGUGACGAUACAGGGGCCGCUGUUAUGGAUGAAACGGGCAAUGUUUUAGGCGAAGCACUGCAUUCUCAAGGCGAGGUGCAUUUGAAAACAGGUGGAAUUAUUCCUCUUGUGGCCCAGCAGCUUCACCAGGAAAACGUUGGGCGGAUAGUACAAGAAGCACUCUCUGCCAGCGGAGUUUGCAUGAAUGACCUCUCAGCUGUGGCAACCACGGUGAAGCCCGGACUCGCGUUAAGCCUCGGCGUUGGGUUAGGCUACAGCUUAGAACUGGUGGAAAGGUACAAGAAGCCGUUUAUCCCCAUCCAUCAUAUGGAGGCUCACGCGCUUACCAUUAGGGCAACUGACCGGGUGGAGUUUCCAUUCCUAGUACUUUUGCUCUCUGGGGGCCACUGUAUACUAGCAGUAGCUCGAGGCGUUGCAGAUUUUCUUCUCCUUGGACAAACAGUGGACAUUGCACCGGGGGACAUGUUGGAUAAGGUAGCCAGAAGACUUUCUUUACAACAGCACCCAGACUGCUCUGGUUUGAACGGUGGGAAAGCAAUAGAAAACUUGGCCCAGCAAGGAAAUCACCUGCGCUACGGAUUCAGCGUUCCCAUGGAACAACACUUGAAUUGCGACUUUUCCUUCGCUGGCCUUCAGAACAACGCCAAUAGGGUGAUAAUGCAACAGGAAAAGGAAGAAGGGCUUCAGCCAGGGCAGCUGCUGUCCUGCAUCUCGGACCUGGCUUCCUCAAUUCAGCACACGGUUGCAGUUCACAUCGCCAAGCGAACAUACCGGGCGAUCCUCUUCUGCACACAAAACGGCAUCUUGCCGCAAAACAACGCAACUCUCGUGGCGUCUGGAGGUGUUGCGAGCAACCAGUAUAUCCGCAAAACUCUGCAGAUUGUGACGGACGCCGCCGGCUUCUCUUUACUGUGCCCACCUCCCAGACUGUGCACCGACAACGGCAUCAUGAUUGCAUGGAACGGCAUUGAAAGGUUGCGUGCAGGAUUGGGUGUCCUAUACAGUACAGAAGGCAUAAGAUAUGAACCAAAGGCUCCUCUCGGAACCGAUAUCUCAGAGCAAGUAAAAAAAGCCGCCAUCCGAUUGCCAAAACUAAAACUGACAAUCUGA
This is a messenger RNA of Euleptes europaea (tarantolino), 1443 nucleotides long. It is a transcript of the gene OSGEPL1, whose product is annotated as O-sialoglycoprotein endopeptidase like 1. Lineage: Eukaryota; Metazoa; Chordata; Lepidosauria; Squamata; Sphaerodactylidae. Gene Ontology annotation, biological process: tRNA threonylcarbamoyladenosine modification. The transcript is spliced from 9 exons. The coding region runs from base 1 to 1443 and encodes 480 amino acids. Gene Ontology annotation, cellular component: mitochondrion. The record is from RefSeq and is a predicted model, not a curated record.